CGUAACUCAGAAUAGGUAACCGUUGGAUAUCGAGUAGCGAUUGUAUACGACAGAUUUCCCUGGUGCUGCAGCCUGCAUGGCUAUGUAGAGAAAACUGGACACUUGUACCUCACACAAGAACUAGUAGUCGCCAGUGAACAGAGAAUAGUUUCGACCAAAAAGAAAAGUCAACAGACAAUAGUCAAUAGCAAAAUAUAACAGAUGAGGCAGAUCGACCAAGCGAACUAGGAAAGAAGGGAGAAACCGAGAGAGUAACCCAAAACAGAGGAAGGGAGAAGCCACAGACGCGAAGGAAAGGAGAUGAGGGUAUUUUGGGUACUUAAGAUGUUCAAUUUUCUAAUUAUCACUGUCAACUGAGAACGCAGACGCAGAACGUCUCCGCAGCUUCUCCUGGAACGCCGAUUUGAGGCUCCCAACUCCCACUCCGCCUGAUUGGAUGCCGGUCUGAAGAAAGGUGAGGUGGUAGGAAAUUUGAUUCGAUAUUGUUCCUCUGACAUGGAAGGAAAACGGGUGGUGAUUCCAAAGACCGAAGUCUUGGAUUAUGAAUUGCCAUCUUAUACGACCUGCCCAAGGGAUGUUGGGGACAACGUUGCAAGUUCAUCUGGAGGCAAUAUAAGAGAAUUCUUCAUUGGAAUGGGAUUCCUACCAUGUCUUGUUGAUAAAGUGAUUAAGGAAAAUGGUGAGGGUAAUGCUGACCAGUUAUUGGAGACUCUCUUUGCAUAUUCUGCUCUUGAAAAAUCUAAUUCGCAAUCUUCUGAUUCUCUGGAUAGCUUAUUUGAUGAUAAGGAUACUCCGGAAAUUUCCACUGGCAUUAAUCCAAAAGAGGAGCCUGGUGAGCUUUGUGAGGUUAAUGAUGAUAGAAGAGCAUCUUUACUGAGGAUGAACUUCCCCGUGAAAGAAGUAGAUUUUGCAAUGCAAAAGCUUGGUGAUAACGCUCCAAUUCAUAAGCUGGUGGAUGUUAUAGUUGCCGCUCAGAUUGCCAAGAAUAUUGAAAAGGAAAAAGAUGAUGUUGCCAUUAUUUACACAAAAAAUGAGGUAAAUAAUGAAAAACUGUUUGGGACCAUGGAAAAAACACUUAAGCUACUUGAAAUGGGCUUCUCUGAGCGUGAAGUGUCAUCAGCAAUUGAAAAACUAGGUACUGAGGCUCCUAUAUUAGAGCUUGCGAACUGUAUUGUAGCAGAGCAAAAUGGCAUCAAUUAUGUUGUGUGUAAGUAUCCCCCUGCUUCUAGUUCAUGUUCUACGAGGAUCAAAAAAGAGUUAAAUGGCACAGAAGAAGUGAAAACAGAGAAUUUUGGCCACGAACCUUUGCAGUCAAGGGAUGUCAACUUAGAGGAACCUUAUCGUGGUAAAAGGGUGAAGGAUGAGUAUGCUGGUGAAUUUCCUGUUGCUAAUUCUAGCAUGGAGUAUUCCAACUUCGAGGAAAAUAAUGUUGGUAAAAGGCCAAAGCAGGAACAUUAUGAUGUCUCGACCUCUCCUCUUGAUCCUGAUUGGGUGGAAGAGAAAGUUAAUAUUGACACUGGUGGACUGCCCAAGCUUUACAAACCAAAUCCAUCCAGGUGUCUUAACAUAGUAGCAGCAAAACCUCCAUAUUUCUUGUAUGGAAACAUAGCUAGUAUAUCUUAUGACUCAUGGGGAAAGAUUUCUCAGUUCUUGUAUGCUCUUGAACCUGAAUUUGUGAAUACUCAGUUCUUUUCAGCCGUGAGUAGAAGAGAAGGAUAUGUACACAAUCUUCCAACUGAAAACAGAUUCCGCAUCGUCCCCAUGCCACCUAUGACUAUUGCAGAUGCAAUACCGCAUAUAAAGAAAUGGUGGCCAUCUUGGGAUCCAAGGAAGCAGUUGAGCUGCAUUAGUUGUGAAACCAGUGGAAUAGCUCAACAUUGUGAUAGAUUAGGACGGACCCUAGCUAAUUCUAUUGGAACUCUCACAUCUGAACAGAAGCAAGACAUCCUACAUCAUUGCCAUUCGCUAAAUCUUGUGUGGGUUGGCAAGAACAAACUGGGCCCCAUGGAGCCUGAACAUUUGGAGGUUAUCUUAGGCUAUCCAUUGCAUCAUACCCGUAUUCCUGAUAUUAGUUUGAGAGAUAGACUCAAUCUACUAAAAUACUGCUUUCAGACAGACACGUUGGGUUACCAUCUUUCAACGUUGAAGGCCAUGUUUCCUGAUGGAUUGACGCUGUUGUCAAUUUUCAGUGGGAUUGGUGGGGCAGAAGUUGCUCUUCAUCGUCUAGGGAUCAAGAUAAAGAAUGUUGUGUCAAUUGAGAGUUCUGAGGCUAAGAGGAAGGUUCUGAAGAGGUGGUGGCAGACUUCUGGGCAAAAGGGGGAGUUGGUUCAGAUCGAAGAAGUUCAAAAGCUCACAAGUAGCAGGCUUGACGGUAUGAUCAAAAAAUUUGGUGGUAUUGACCUGGUCAUUUGUCAGAACCCAUCCUCUUGCUCAAGCCCUAAAAGCCAGGGAGGUCAGACUCACAUCGCUUUCGAUUUUUCCUUGUUUUAUGAAUUUGUCCGUGUUGUGCAGCGUGUGAGGAGCUUGUGUGAAAGGAGGUGACACUGUAAAUAUUUCUGUUUCUUUUUAUCAUUUUGGAGACAUGUAGUGACCCUAAUAUUCCAUUUUCUCUUGAAGUUUUUCUUGGUA
Molecule: messenger RNA, 2628 nt
Organism: Prosopis cineraria
Lineage: Eukaryota; Viridiplantae; Streptophyta; Magnoliopsida; Fabales; Fabaceae
Product: probable inactive DNA (cytosine-5)-methyltransferase DRM3
Exons: 11
Coding region: 496-2541 (681 amino acids)
Cellular component (GO): nucleus
Source: RefSeq, a predicted model, not a curated record